This is a messenger RNA of Dromiciops gliroides (monito del monte), 2406 nucleotides long. RefSeq names its product NOP2 nucleolar protein (gene NOP2). The transcript is spliced from 16 exons. Lineage: Eukaryota; Metazoa; Chordata; Mammalia; Microbiotheria; Microbiotheriidae. Gene Ontology annotation, cellular component: nucleolus. Gene Ontology annotation, biological process: maturation of LSU-rRNA; rRNA base methylation. Bases 128 to 2227 code for a protein of 699 amino acids. Gene Ontology annotation, molecular function: rRNA (cytosine-C5-)-methyltransferase activity; RNA binding. The record is from RefSeq and is a predicted model, not a curated record.
CUCAGUUCCGGAAGCCGGGCAUCAGAGCGUCUUGCGUCAACACGUUGGCGCAAAGCCGCUUCCGGGUAGUGGGGCGUGCGAACCGCGGGCUCUGCCAGUGCACGUGGACCCGAUCCUUGGCAGCGUCAUGGGGCGCAAGUUGGACCCCACCAAGAAGGAGAAGCGCGGGCCUGGUCGGAAAGCGCGUAAACAGAAGGGUGCUGAGACCGAGCUCGCCAAAUUCCUGCCCUCGGUUGGCGAUGAAAGUGGGAAGAGGCUCUCUAGCCGAGCCAGGAAGAGGGUAGCCAAGAGGAGAUCAGAAUCUGUAGGGGCUCCUGAAACCAAGAAACUAUCUCCUAGUCCAAAGCCUUUAACAAAAGGUGCUGUCCAGCCCUCUGGGAAGAAAGGACCCCAGACUUCGGAGCUCAGAAUUGGAAAUGAAGCAUUGCUUGGACCUGCUAAGGGCAAAAAGCGCCCAGCCCCUCCUCAUAAUAGUGAUGAGGGAGACUCUGAGGACAGUGAUGCAGGGAGUGAAGGGGAUAACUGGGCUUCUGUGGAGAGUGAAGAUGAUAUGGUAGAUGAUUAUGGUGUGGCCUCAGAAGAAGAAACUGAUGAAGAUGAUGAGCUCUUGCCCAUUGAGAAGGCAGCUCAGAAGCAGAGGGCUCAGGAAGCAGAAAUUCUGAGUGACUGGAGUUCAGAAGACACUGAGGAGGAGGAAGAGGAAGCAGAACAGUCUUCCCAGCCAAAAUCCAAAAGUGAUGAUGAAGAAAAUGGGGACCUUCAGAUCAACUUGGACAACGAUGAGAAAUUUGUAUUGCCUUCUGGCAAGGAGAUAGAGCAAGAGAAUGCCCAGGCUCCAGAUCUGCAAUCUGUACACCAGCGAAUCCAGGACAUUGUAGGGGUGCUGCGGGAUUUUAGGUCUCAGCGAGAGGAAGGUCGGUCUCGGACUGAGUACCUGAGCCGGCUUCAGAAAGAUUUGGCUACAUAUUACUCCUAUGGAGACUUCCUGAUUGGCAAGAUAAUGGACAUUUUCCCUCUUUCUGAGCUAGUGGAGUUCCUAGAAGCUAAUGAGGUCCCCAGACCCAUUACCCUCCGGACCAACACCCUGAAAACCCGUCGCCGGGAUUUGGCUCAGGCCUUGAUCAACCGUGGGGUGAAUCUGGAUCCUUUGGGUAAAUGGUCAAAGACUGGACUGGUGAUAUAUGACUCUUCUGUGCCCAUUGGGGCUACUCCUGAGUAUCUGGCAGGGCACUAUAUCCUUCAGGGUGCUUCCAGCAUGCUGCCUGUCAUUGCCCUGGCACCACAGGAACACGAGCGUAUUUUGGAUAUGUGUUGUGCCCCUGGUGGCAAGACUAGCUACAUAGCCCAACUAAUGAAGAAUACAGGAGUGAUCGUUGCCAACGAUGCUAAUGCUGAUCGCCUCAAGAGUGUUGUAGGGAAUCUGCACCGGUUGGGGGUCACCAACACAAUCAUCAGCAACGAUGAUGGACGUCAUUUCCCUAAGGUGGUAGGAGGCUUUGAUCGGGUACUGCUUGAUGCCCCGUGUAGUGGCACUGGUGUCAUCUCUAAGGACCCAUCUGUGAAGACUAACAAGGAUGAGAAAGACAUCCAGAGAUGUGCCCAUAUCCAAAAGGAACUACUCCUGAGUGCUAUUGAUUCUGUUAAUGCUGCUUCCAAGACUGGAGGCUACAUUGUCUACUGCACUUGCUCCAUUAUGGUAGAAGAAAAUGAAUGGGUGGUAGACUAUGCCCUGAAGAAGAGGAAUGUGCGGCUGGUGCCCACGGGUCUAGACUUUGGCCAAGAGGGCUUUACCCACUUCCGAGAACGGCACUUCCAUCCCACACUUCGAUCUACCCGACGUUUCUACCCCCAUACACACAACAUGGAUGGCUUCUUCAUUGCUAAGUUCAAGAAGUUUUCCAAUGCUAUACCUCAGUCUAAGAAAAGUGAUGCAGCAGACAAUCCCACAGACUCCAAACUGACCGCUGGGUCAGCUAAAGCCCAGGUGGCCCUCCAGUCUAAAGUCAGCCCUAAGCUUAUCAAGAAGGCCAAGCAAGCUGGAAAGGCAAAGGUGAAGAAACUAGGAGCUGGAAAGGGAAACGUGAAGCAUCAGCAGCAGGAGCAGCCCUCUAAGAAGACUGUUUUCCAGAAUGGGAAGCACAUCCACAAGGGCCCUCGGGCUCCUGCAGCAAGGACUCCUAGUUCCUGUCAGCCCCCACCUAGGAAGAAGCAGAAACCUCAGUCCUGACACAGUGCUGACUGUGGGGUCUUGAACUGCCAGACUGGUGUUACUCUCUUGAGCUUCUUAUGACUGUGAGCUUCUUUCUGGAGCUUGGCCUCAGCCGUGGAACACAAGCCUUGUCUGACUCAGACAACCCAAUUAACCUUCCCCUUCCCAAUGUAUACACAUAAAUAUACCCAUGCCCA